Magallana angulata is the source of this 2026-nucleotide messenger RNA. Its product is annotated as multiple epidermal growth factor-like domains protein 10. Lineage: Eukaryota; Metazoa; Mollusca; Bivalvia; Ostreida; Ostreidae. Gene Ontology annotation, molecular function: scavenger receptor activity. The record is from RefSeq and is a predicted model, not a curated record. The coding region runs from base 149 to 1906 and encodes 585 amino acids. The transcript has 12 exons.
UUAUAACCCAUCCCUAUUUCAACUAUUCCAGCUACUAAAAAUAUAUAGCCUGUUUAUAUUGUGAUAGCGGAUGGCUUGAUGUUUUCUAUUGAUUAUUUCUGUUGGACAAUCUAGCAAUCUAAUAGGACCAGAUCGACAAGACACUACCAUGGUGUCCCUCUCCGGACACUCUGUGUAUCACCUCGGUGUCCUCACUGUGUGGUUCUGUCUGCUGGCAGUCUCCCAGGCGGCGUACGUUAAUGUCGCCCUCAACAAACCAGCGUACCAACAGUACCAAUACACCCCAGGUGACGACAGAUGGGACGCCAGUAACGCUGUAGACGGACGUAAAUCAGACCGGAGUUAUAGAGGAGGUCAAUGUGCUGUAUCAUAUUGGGGACAAAAAGCCACCUGGUGGGUGAACCUGACCACCAUCCACAGCAUCUACAACAUCACCAUAUACUUCAGGACGGACAAUAAUCUACAGGACUUUUAUCGUUACUUGUCAAAGUACUAUCUUGGAUUUUCGGUGUACGUCUCCAAAACAACAGACAGACUACAGGGAACACUGUGUUACAAAGACGACAACUUUACACUAGACACCAUGCCUGCUGUCUUCACCACCACCUGUCCUGUACAUGGACAGUACGUUAUCUACUACAACGAAAGACUACCAGGAGUUACCUACCCUAGAGGAUACUUUACAUAUGUUGAGAGUAGCCUCUGUGAAGUGGAGGUGUAUGGAUGUCCUGGAGGGUUUUACGGGGCUAAUUGUUCGAUUGCCUGUCCAGAUACCAAUUGUUACUGUCACUUAGAGACGGGCACCUGUCAGGGCUGCAAACCUGGGUAUCAAGGUUACCUGUGUAAAUCAGCUUGCGAUAAAGGAUCAUUUGGUGAAAAUUGCAAUGAAACAUGCGGACACUGUCGUGACAUUAAAAAGUGUUCCAAUAUCAACGGAGCAUGUUUAACUGGAUGUGAUGCUGGUUAUCAGGGAGAUUUAUGUAAAACACCUUGUCUAUACGGAUUCUUUGGACAAGAUUGUGCUGACAGAUGUAAUGACACCUGUGAUGGUUGUAACAGAUUCAAUGGUUCUUGUGAUUCUGGGUGUAAACCAGGAUGGCAAGGACAUGACUGCCAAGAUGCUUGCGAUAAAGGAUCAUUUGGUGAAAAUUGCAGUAAAACAUGUGGACACUGUCGUGACAUUAAAAAGUGUUCCAAUAUCAACGGAACGUGUUUAACUGGUUGUGAUGCUGGUUAUCAGGGAGAUUUAUGUAAAACACAAUGUGACAGAGAAUCCUUUGGAUUUGACUGCAAUGAAACAUGCGGACACUGCCGUGAUAUAAACCAAUGCUUCUAUACUAAUGGAACAUGCCUAACCGGAUGUAUUGCUGGCUUUCAAGGGGAUUUGUGUAAAACACCGUGCCAGCGCGGGUUCUUCGGAGAAAAUUGCCUUCAAAAAUGUCUCGAUAACUGUGCAGGUUGUCAUAAUCAAACUGGUCUGUGUGAAUAUGGAUGCCUCGAAGGAUAUACAGGAUACUUCUGCGAAAACGCCUGUCCGUAUGGAUUGUUCGGAGAAGAUUGUACUGGUGUAUGUAACGACAACUGUACGGGCUGUAACAAUGUGAAUGGUGUGUGUGACAGAGGAUGUCAUCCAGGCUGGAUGGGAGACUACUGUGAUAUAGUGUGCAGCUUUACUCACGUUCACUGCAGCAGUACUUUCUUGGACAUUCAUCGCAAAAGCAAUUCCUUGGACAUUUAUUGCAACCGCAAUUUCUUGGACUUUCAUCGCUGCAACCUUUCUUUGGACAUUCACCGUAGCAGCAUUUACAGAAGCAUCGAUUCUAUGGGCAUUCACUGCAGCAGCGAUUCGUUGGGCAUUUGUAACAGUCAUUCGAAAUUAAUUCGUACGAUGCCACGAACCUCCUGAAAAUCAUGAUGUACAGACUGAUCCCCAUCAAAACAAAUGGAUCUCUUGGCAUACUUUUCAACUUACUUCAAUCUAUGGAAACAGUCCGCAAUAUUCCGAAUAAAUCAUGACAAUUAUCAG